Molecule: messenger RNA, 4941 nt
Organism: Ilex paraguariensis (yerba mate)
Lineage: Eukaryota; Viridiplantae; Streptophyta; Magnoliopsida; Aquifoliales; Aquifoliaceae
Source: the annotation of a GenBank genome assembly
AUGUCCCUCCUUCGUUCUGUCCCCGACUCUUGUGAGCUUGGUGAUGGAACCCCAGUUAUUAGUUGGAUUGCUGAUAUUGAGUGCCCCAGUAUUGAUACAGGAAGGUCUGGACAUGAAUCAGAAACAAUUCUUGAACCUUGUUUCAAGUACAAAAUGCUAGAUGCUGGAAAGUCAUUGUGCUCCCUGUUGAAGAUGGUUUUUGUUGCUUUUCCUCUUGAAGCAACUAGUACACCACAAGAUGUGAAGCUGUUGUAUCAGAAAGUUGAGGAACUCAUACAAAAGCACCUUGCCGCACUUACAGCUCCUCAGACAUCAGGCGAAGAUAAUUCUGCGAACAUGAUUAGUUUUGUACUGUACAUUAUUAAGACAUUGUCAGAGGUGCAGAAGAAUUUCAUUGAUCCAAAUAAUUUGGUUCGUGUCCUUCAGCGCCUGGCACGGGAUAUGGGAUUGGCAACUGGUUCUUAUAUGAGACAAGGUCAAAGAUCAGAUUCAGAUUCGGCAGUCACUUCUUCUCGUCAAGUUGCUGAUGCUGGAGUUGUCAUUGCUAAUCUUACAUUCAUAUUGAAGCUUAUUAGUGAAAGGAUCAUGCUUGUUCCAGAUUGCAAACGAUCUGUGACUCAAAUUAUGAAUUCCCUGCUCUCUGAGCAUGGCACUGACCCUUCUGUGCUUCUCUGCAUCCUUGAUGUGGUAAAGGGGUGGAUCGAAGAUGAUUUUGGUGGGCCUGGAAUGCCUGUUGCUUCCAGUACUUUCCUCACCCCAAAGGAAGUCGUUUCUUUCCUUCAGAAGCUUUCACAAGUGGAUAAGCAGAACUUUUCCCCCAAUGUUCUAGAGGAGUGGGACAAGAAAUAUCUUCAGCUUCUUUAUGGGCUUUGUGCUGAUUCAGAUAAAUACCCUGUGUUACUACACCAAGAAGUGUUUCAGAAAGUAGAGCUGCAAUAUUUGCUUGGUUUAAGGGCCAAGGAUCCUGAAAUCCGUAUGAAGUUCUUCACCCUUUAUCAUGUAUCUCUUGGGAAGACACUGUUCAUACGAUUGCAAUAUAUUAUUCAAAUUCAGGAAUGGGAGGCUUUGAGUGAUGUAUUUUGGCUCAAACAAGGCCUUGAUCUUCUUCUUGCCAUUUUAGUCGAUGAUAAGCCUAUCACCCUUGCUCCAAACUCUGCCAAGGUUCCACCACUUGUGAUGCCAGGUUCUCUUCCUGAUUGUUCUGGGGUGCAGCCCAUGGUUACCGAUAUUUCAGAAGCGGCAGAUGAGGCUCCUCUAACAUUUGAUAGCCUUGUAUUAAAGCAUGCACAGUUUCUGAAUGCUAUGAGCAAACUUCAGGUUGCUGAUCUGGUCAUUCCACUGAGAGAGCUGGCUCAUACGGAUUCAAAUGUUGCGUAUAAUUUGUGGGUGUUGGUCUUCCCCAUUGUCUGGGUGAGUUUACACAAGGACGAACAAGUAGCACUUGCUAAGCCAAUGAUAACUCUCUUAUCAAAAGAUUAUCACAAGAAGCAGCAGGCACACCGGCCAAAUGUUGUGCAGGCUCUUUUGGAAGGACUUCAGUCAAGCCUCCCUCAGCCUCGAAUGCCUAGUGAACUCAUCAAAUACAUUGGAAAGACUUACAAUGCAUGGCACAUCGCAUUAGCUCUGCUGGAAAGCCAUGUAAUGUUGUCCUUGAAUGACUCAAAGUGCUCUGAGUCUUUGGCUGAGCUUUAUCGUUUGCUCAAUGAAGAAGAUAUGAGGUGUGGAUUGUGGAAGAAACGGUCAAUUACUGCAGAAACAAGGGCUGGGCUUUCACUUGUUCAGCAUGGUUACUGGCAGCGGGCUCAAAGCCUCUUUUACCAAGCCAUGGUUAAGGCAACCCAGGGCACAUACAACAACACAGUACCAAAGGCUGAGAUGUGUCUCUGGGAGGAGCAGUGGCUCUAUUGUGCUAGUCAACUAAGUCAGUGGGAUGUUUUAGUAGACUUUGGAAAACUUGUUGAGAAUUAUGAAAUAUUGCUUGAUAGUCUUUGGAAACAGCCAGAUUGGGCAUAUCUGAAAGAUCAGGUAAUUCCAAAGGCCCAAGUAGAAGAGACUCCAAAACUUCGUAUAAUCCAAGCCUAUUUUGCUCUUCAUGAAAAGAAUACAAAUGGCGUGGUGGAUGCUGAAAACAUGGUGGGAAAAGGUGUUGAUCUUGCUUUGGAACAGUGGUGGCAAUUGCCUGAAAUGUCUGUUCAUGCCAGAAUUCCUCUUUUGCAGCAGUUCCAACAGCUAGUUGAAGUUCAAGAAUCGGCCAGAAUCAUAGUGGAUAUUGCCAAUGGAAGCAAACUUUCUGGAAGUUCCGUUGGCGGUGUAAAUGGUGUGUAUGCCGAUCUCAAGGACAUCCUUGAGACCUGGAGACUAAGAACUCCAAAUGAAUGGGACAAUUCAUCUGUUUGGUAUGAUUUGCUCCAAUGGAGGAAUGAAAUGUAUAAUGCAGUCAUUGAUGCUUUUAAGGAUUUUGGCACCACAAAUUCACAACUUCAUCACCUCGGUUACCGUGACAAAGCAUGGAAUGUCAAUAAGCUUGCCCACAUUGCUCGGAAGCAGUGCCUGUAUGAUGUUUGUGUGUCUGUGCUGGAGAAGAUGUAUGGGCACUCAACGAUGGAAGUGCAGGAGGCCUUUGUUAAAAUAAGAGAACAAGCAAAGGCUUAUCUAGAAAUGAAGGGAGAACUUACCAGUGGUCUUAGCCUGAUCAACAGUACCAAUCUGGAAUAUUUUCCUGUUAAACAUAAAGCAGAGAUUUUUCGUAUUAAGGGUGAUUUCUUGAUGAAGCUAAAUGAUUGCGAAGGUGCCAAUCUUGCAUAUUCAAAUGCCAUAAGCCUCUUCAAAAACUUGCCUAAAGGAUGGAUUAGCUGGGGAAACUAUUGUGACAUGGCUUACUCAGAAACCAAUGAAGAGAUUUGGUUAAUAAAUUCUGUGAGCUGCUUUCUUCAAGGUAUCAAAUUUGGAAUUUCGAAUGCGAGAAGCCACCUAGCUCGUGUUCUAUAUCUUCUAAGCUUUGAUACUCCCAAUGAACCCGUGGGGAGAGCUUUUGAUAAGUACUUGGACCAGAUACCACAUUGGGUUUGGCUUUCUUGGAUUCCCCAGCUCUUGCUUUCCUUGCAGAGAGCUGAAGCUCCUCAUUGCAAACUUGUUCUUCUUAAAAUUGCCAAUGUGUACCCACAGGCAUUGUACUACUGGCUGCGCACAUAUUUGCUCGAACGUCGUGAUGUUGCAAAUAAGUCUGAAUUUGGAAGAUUGGCAAUGGCUCAGCAAAGAAUGCAGCAGAAUGUCUCUGGUGCUGGUGCUCCUGGCUCUAUUGGCUUGGCUGAUGGGAAUACAAGAGUGGCUGGUCAGGGUGGGGUUUCUUUAGCUGACAAUCAAGUUCAUCAAGGAGGUCAACCUGGUGGUGGUGUAGGAUCUCACGAUGGUNGGAACUCUUACAAUCAGGAAGUUGCACCUGAUCAUACAAUAAAACUAGAUAGGAUUGGAGCUGAUAUUCCGAUUGUGAGAAGACAUGGAAGCAGUUUCCGGCGCUUGACUCUAAUUGGCUCAGAUGGCUCCCAGCGCUAUUUUAUUGUCCAGACAUCUUUGACUCCCAACGCUAGAAGUGAUGAACGCAUAUUACAGCUUUUCCGCGUCAUGAACCGAAUGUUUGAUAAACACAAGGAAUCCAGACGUCGCCACAUAUGCAUUCACACUCCAAUCAUCAUCCCUGUGUGGUCACAGGUCCGCAUGGUGGAAGAUGAUUUGAUGUACAGCACCUUCCUUGAGGUAUAUGAGAACCAUUGUGCAAGGAAUGACCGAGAGGCAGACUUACCUAUUACCUAUUUUAAGGAGCAACUGAACCAAGCUAUUUCUGGCCAGAUAUCACAAGAAGCUGUAAUGGAUCUCCGUCUCCAAGCUUAUAAUGACAUUACGAAAAAUGUUGUGACCGACAGCAUAUUCUCGCAGUACAUGAAGAAGACUCUGCUGAGUGGAAAUCAUAUGUGGGCUUUCAAAAAGCAGUUUGCCAUCCAGUUGGCCCUCUCAAGUUUCAUGUCAUAUAUGCUUCAGAUUGGGGGGAGGUCUCCAAACAAGAUAUUAUUUGCUAAGAACACUGGGAAAAUAUUCCAGACAGAUUUCCAUCCUGCAUAUGAUGCUAAUGGAAUGAUCGAGUUUAAUGAACCGGUGCCUUUCCGCUUGACAAGGAAUUUACAGGCAUUCUUCUCCCAUUUCGGUGUGGAAGGCCUUAUUGUGUCGGCCAUGUGUGCGGCAUCACAGGCUGUGGUCUCACCUAAACAAAGUCAGCAUUUAUGGCAUCAUCUAGCUAUGUUUUUCCGCGAUGAGCUAUUAUCUUGGUCUUGGAGAAGACCCCUUGGCAUGCCUCUGGCCCCUAUUAGUUUGAACCCUGUUGACUUCAAAAAGAAGGUCACCACAAAUGUCGACCAUGUUAUUGCUCGGAUCAAGGGAAUAGCCCCACAGUACAUCUCUGAAGAGACAGAUUUCCAUCCUGCAUAUGAUGCUAAUGGAAUGAUUGAGUUUAAUGAACCGGUGCCUUUCCGCUUGACAAGGAAUUUACAGGCAUUCUUCUCCCAUUUCGGUGUGGAAGGCCUUAUUGUGUCGGCCAUGUGUGCGGCAUCACAGGCUGUGGUCUCACCUAAACAAAGUCAGCAUUUAUGGCAUCAUCUAGCUAUGUUUUUCCGCGAUGAGCUAUUAUCUUGGUCUUGGAGAAGACCCCUUGGCAUGCCUCUGGCCCCUGUUAGUUUGAACCCUGUUGACUUCAAAAAGAAGGUCACCACAAAUGUCGACCAUGUUAUUGCUCGGAUCAAGGGAAUAGCCCCACAGUACAUCUCUGAAGAGGAGGAGAAUGCUGUGGACCCGCCUCAGUCUGUGCAGAGGGGUGUGACCGAGUUAGUUGAAGCCGCACUGACUCCCAGAAACUUGUGCAUGAUGGAUCCAACAUGGCAUCCCUGGUUUUAG